Puccinia graminis f. sp. tritici CRL 75-36-700-3 is the source of this 462-nucleotide messenger RNA. RefSeq lists its product as uncharacterized. Bases 1 to 462 code for a protein of 153 amino acids. Gene Ontology annotation, molecular function: single-stranded RNA binding; translation regulator activity; zinc ion binding. NCBI's taxonomy places the organism in Eukaryota, Fungi, Basidiomycota, Pucciniomycetes, Pucciniales, Pucciniaceae. The transcript is spliced from 4 exons. Gene Ontology annotation, biological process: positive regulation of cytoplasmic translation. Gene Ontology annotation, cellular component: cytoplasm. The record is from RefSeq and is a predicted model, not a curated record.
AUGUCAGGACUAUCUAACCGAGCAUGCUUCAAGUGCGGCGCACUUGGUCAUCUGGCCGAACAAUGUCCUGCCGAAAGUCGACUGUGUUACAAUUGCAAGCAAUCUGGUCAUGAAUCGGCGUCAUGUCCAAAUCCACGGACGGGAGGCGUAGAUGGCAGACAAUGUUUCACAUGUGGCGGGUUCGGUCAUCUAGCGGCGGACUGUCCAAGCGCCACCACGCUUGGGAACCGGAUCGCUGGCGUCGGCAGUUUUGGGGGGACGAAGUGCUACACAUGUGGUCAAUUUGGACAUGUCAGUCGCUCCUGCAAUCACUCUGGCAACGGGGUCGGUCAAGGUGCAUUCCAAUCUCGCAUUGGCGGCUAUAAGCCGAGACCGGCACCGAGCCAACCAGUCCAAUGUUAUAAAUGUCAAGGAAUGAAUCACUACGCCAGGUCAGGCGAUGUUCUGCCUCCCCCCAUUUAG